GUGGAGAGGAGUCUUAGCAGAUCCAGAAUUUGCAGAUUUGAGGGAUUUAGUGCAAGAAGAAGAACAGUUGAUGGAAGAAAAGAAAAAGAAAAAAGACGACAAGAAAAAGAAGGAAGCUGCUCAAAAGAAGGACUCCCAUACAGUUGGUCUUAACCACCGUCAGGAAGCCGUACAGUGCCAGAGCCCCUCUCCGUGUUGUGUCACAGACAGUGGAGGUAGGGUAGGCGUGGAAAGCAGGGCUCAUGUCCCUGCCACUGAACAAAAAAUCAAAGUGCCAGAACAGAUAAAGCCCAGUGUAAGCCAGCCUCAGCCUGCCAACUCUAAUAACGGCACUUCCACAGCAACCAGCACUAAUAAUAAUGCCAAACGAGCCACAGCCAACAGUCAGCAGCAGCCGCAGCCGCCACAGCAGCCGCAGCAGCAGCCACAGCCACAGCAGCCGCAGCCACCACAGGCCUUGCCUCGGUAUCCUCGUGAAGUACCACCACGAUUCCGCCACCAGGAACAUAAGCAGCUUCUAAAGAGGGGUCAGCAUUUUCCUGUCAUAGCAGCAAACCUGGGAUCUGCUGUUAAAGUGUUAAGCAGCCAGUCAGAAAGCAGUGCUUUAACAAACCAACAGCCACAAAAUAACGGAGAGGUGCAGAGCAGCAAAACCCAGUCAGAUACUAACCACAACGCUUCCGGAUCUCAUUAUGAAAAUUCACAGCGGGGACCUGUGUCUUCUUCGAGCAACUCCAGCACAGACUCUAAGGAUGCUGUUGUAAACAACUCCCCUGAGAAAGAAGCAUGGCCCUUGGUCCUUGGCAGUGAUCCAGAGUUGGCUUCAGAAUGUAUGGAUGCUGAUUCUGCCUCCAGGACUGAAUCAGAGAGAAACAUCACUAUCAUGGCUUCAGGGAGCACAGGUGGUGAGAAAGAUGUCCUUCGAAACAGCACUGGACUUGGUUCCCAAAACAAGUUUGUGGUUGGCGGCAACAGCAAUAGUUUGGGUCGUGGAAGUAGUACUGGGCCCUGGGGCUUCUCCCAUGGAGCCGUAAUAAGCACAUGUCAGGUCUCUGUGGAUGCUCCUGAAAGCAAGUCAGAAAGUAGCAACAAUAGAGUGAAUGCUUGGGGCACUGUAAGCUCUUCAUCAAAUGGAGGGGUAAAUCCAAGCACUUUGACUUCAGCUAGCAACCAUGGUGCCUGGCCAGUAUUAGAGAACAACGGACUUGCCCUAAAAGGGCCUGUAGGGAGUAGUAGUCCUGGCAUCAAUAUUCAGUGCAGUACCAUAGGCCAGAUGCCUAACAAUCAGAGUAUUAACUCUAAAGUGGGUGGUUCUUCUACCCAUGGUACCUGGGGAAGCCUUCAGGAAACUUGUGAAUCCGAAGUAAGUGGUACACAGAAGAUUUCAUUCAGUGGUCAACCUCAGAAUAUCACCACUGAAAUGACUGGACCAAAUAACACUACUAACUUUAUGACCUCUAGUUUACCAAACUCCGGUUCAGUACAGAAUAAUGAGCUGCCCAGUAACUCGGGGGCCUGGCAUGUGAGCACAAUGAACCAUCCUCAGAUACAGGUUCCAUCGGUUAUGAAUGGCACUUCCCUUCCUCACCUUAGCAAUGGAGAGUCAAAAAGUGCAGGCUCUUAUGGUACUACCUGGGGUGCCUAUGGUUCUAACUACUCUGGAGACAAAUGUGCAAGCCCCGACGGCCAAGCUGAUGGUGACACUGUGAACACAACUCUGAUGCAGCCUGGCAUGAAUGGGCCUGUGGGCACGAACUUUCCAGUCACCUCAAAUAAAGGAGGAGGCCUGUGGGAGUCUGGGGCCACAAAUUCCCAGAGUGCAUCCUGGGGAAGUGGAAAUGGUGCAAACUUGGGAGGAAGUCGAAGAGGAUGGGGAACUCCUGCACAAAACACUGGCACUAAUGUACCCAGCGUGGAGUGGAGCAAACUGCCUGGCAAUCAGCAUUCCAGUGACAGUGCAAACGGCAAUGGUAAGAAGUUUACAAACGGAUGGAAUUCUACUGAGGAAGAGGAUCAGGGUUCUGCCACAUCUCAGACAAAUGAGCAAAAUAGCAUGUGGGCCAAAACAGGAGGUACAGUGGACAGUGAAGGUAGUACAGAGAGCACUGGACGCCUCGAAGAAAAAGUAACUGGGGAGACUCAGAGUAGAGACAGAAGAAGAAUUGAUCAGCACACAUUACUCCAAAGCAUUGUUAACAGAACUGACUUAGAUCCACGUGUCCUAUCCAACUCUGGUUGGGGACAGACUCCUAUUAAGCAGAAUACUGCCUGGGAUACUGAGACAUCACCUAGAGGGGAAAGAAAGACUGACAAUGGGACAGAGGCUUGGGGAAGCUCUGCAACACAGACUUUUAACUCAGGGCCAUGUAUAGACAAGACUAGCCCUAACAGUAAUGAUACCUCAUCUGUAUCGGGGUGGGGAGAUCCCAAGCCUGCUCUGAGGUGGGGAGAUUCCAAAGGCUCAAACUGCCAGGGGGGGUGGGAAGAUGAUUCUGCUGCUACAGGAAUGGUCAAGAGCAAUCAGUGGGGGCAUUGCAAAGAUGAGAAGCCCAUGUGGAAUGAUUCACAAAAGAACAAACAGGGCUGGGGUGAUGGACAAAAGUCAAACCAAGGGUGGUCUGUUUCUGCCAGUGAUAACUGGGGAGACACAUCAAGAAGUAACCAUUGGGGUGAGGCUAAUAAGAAAUCUAGCUCAGGAGGUAGUGACAGUGACAGGUCUGUUUCUGGUUGGAAUGAACUUGGUAAAACUAGUUCUUUUACUUGGGGAAAUAAUAUAAAUCCAAAUAAUUCAUCAGGAUGGGAUGAAUCUUCUAAAUCUAACUCUUCCCAGGGGUGGGGAGAUCCUCCAAAGUCUAGUCAGUCGCUGGGUUGGGGAGAUUCGGCAAAGCCAGUCAGCUCUCCAGACUGGAACAAGCAACCAGACAUUGUUGGGUCUUGGGGAGUCCCUCCAGCUCCAGGCAAACCCUCUGGUACUGGCUGGCUGGGAGGGCCUAUUCCAGCCCCAGCAAAAGAAGAAGAGCCCACAGGCUGGGAGGAACCAUCCCCGGAAUCCAUACGGCGCAAAAUGGACAUAGAUGACGGAACCUCAGCGUGGGGAGAUCCCAACAAAUACAACUAUAAGAAUGUGAACAUGUGGAACAAAAAUGUCCCGAAUGGCAGCAGCCGCUCAGACCAGCAAGCACAGGUGCACCAGCUGCUGCCAUCUGCAAGUGCCAUCUCAACCCCAGAGGCAGGCGGCUCCGGCUGGGGUGAGCCCUGGGGGGAGCCUUCUACUCCAGCCACAACUGUGGAUAAUGGUACUUCAGCGUGGGGUAAACCCAUAGACAGUGGUCCCAGCUGGGGGGAACCCAUUGCUGUGGCAUCCAACACUUCCACGUGGGGCUCCAGCUCUGUUGGUCCACAAGCGUUAAGCAAAUCUGGACCAAAAUCUAUGCAAGAUGGCUGGUGUGGUGAUGAUAUGCCAUUGCCUGGAAAUCGCCCCACUGGCUGGGAAGAGGAAGAGGACGUGGAGAUUGGAAUGUGGAAUAGUAAUUCAUCUCAAGAGCUUAACUCGUCUUUAAAUUGGCCACCAUAUACAAAGAAAAUGUCAUCGAAGGGUCUGAGUGGCAAAAAAAGGAGAAGGGAAAGGGGAAUGAUGAAGGGUGGAAACAAACAAGAAGAAGCAUGGAUAAAUCCAUUUGUUAAACAGUUUUCAAAUAUCAGUUUUUCGAGAGACUCACCAGAAGAAAAUGUGCAGAGCAAUAAGAUGGACCUUCCUGGAGGAAUGUUACAAGACAAACGAAUGGAGAUAGAUAAACAUAGCCUAAAUAUUGGUGAUUACAAUCGAACGGUCGGGAAAGGCCCUGGUUCUCGGCCUCAGAUGCCCAAAGAGUCUUCCAUGGAGCGCAGCCCUUAUUUUGAUAAGGAUGGCAUUGUAGCAGAUGAAUCCCAAAACUUGCAGUUUAUGUCCAGUCAGAGCAUGAAGCUUCCCCCUUCAAAUAGUGCACUACCUAACCAGGCCCUCGGCUCCAUAGCAGGGCUGGGUAUGCAAAACUUGAAUUCUGUUAGACAGAAUGGCAAUCCCAAUAUGUUUGGUGUUGGAAACACAGCAGCACAACCCCGGGGCCUGCAGCAGCCUCCAGCACAACCUCUCAGUUCAUCUCAGCCUAAUCUCCGUGCUCAAGUGCCUCCUCCAUUACUCUCCCCUCAGGUUCCAGUUUCAUUGCUGAAGUAUGCACCAAACAACGGUGGCCUGAAUCCGCUCUUUGGCCCUCAGCAGGUAGCCAUGCUGAACCAGCUCUCCCAACUCAACCAGCUUUCUCAGAUCUCCCAGUUACAGCGAUUUUUAGCACAGCAGCAAAGGACGCAGAGUCAGAGAAGCGUGCCUUCUGGGAACCGGCAGCAGCAAGACCAGCAGGGUCGACCUCUUAGUGUGCAGCAGCAGAUGAUGCAACAGUCUCGCCAACUUGACCCCAACCUGUUGGUGAAGCAGCAGACGCCGCCAUCUCAGCAGCAGUCACUCCAUCAGCCAGCCAUGAAAUCUUUCCUUGAAAAUGUCCUGCCUCACACUACACCCGAGCUGCAAAAAGGGCCAUCUCCAGUAAAUGCUUUCAGCAGCUUCCCUAUAGGCUUGAACUCAAACUUGAAUGUAAAUAUGGAUAUGAACAGUAUUAAAGAGCCACAGUCAAGACUAAGGAAGUGGACUACAGUGGACAGCAUUUCUGUGAACACAUCUUUGGAUCAAAACUCCAGCAAACAUGGUGCUAUUUCAAGUGGUUUCAGGCUGGAAGAGUCUCCGUUUGUUCCUUAUGACUUCAUGAACAGCAGUACUUCGCCAGCCAGCCCUCCAGGCUCAGUGGGAGAUGGCUGGCCACGUGCCAAAUCGCCCAAUGGCUCUAGCAGUGUUAACUGGCCACCAGAAUUCCGCCCUGGUGAACCAUGGAAAGGUUAUCCAAACAUUGACCCAGAAACUGACCCUUACGUCACUCCUGGCAGUGUCAUAAACAAUCUUUCAAUUAACACUGUGCGGGAAGUUGACCACCUCAGGGACAGGAACAGUGGGUCAUCCUCAUCCUUGAACACCACGCUGCCUUCAACUAGUGCCUGGUCAUCCAUUCGUGCCUCCAACUACAACGUUCCCCUCAGCAGUACAGCACAAAGCACUUCAGCCAGAAAUAGCGAUUCCAAAUUGACGUGGUCUCCGGGGUCAGUCACAAACACCUCUCUGGCCCAUGAGCUGUGGAAGGUCCCUUUGCCACCUAAAAACAUCACUGCUCCAUCCCGCCCGCCUCCGGGGCUCACUGGUCAGAAGCCUCCCUUGUCUACGUGGGAUAAUUCUCCUCUGCGUGUAGGUGGAGGAUGGGGAAAUUCUGACGCCAGGUAUACCCCAGGGUCCAGCUGGGGUGAGAGCAGCUCAGGGAGAAUAACAAAUUGGCUUGUUCUAAAAAACCUUACACCUCAGAUCGACGGCUCGACUCUGCGCACCCUGUGCAUGCAGCAUGGCCCCCUGAUAACAUUCCACCUGAACCUCCCGCACGGAAACGCUUUGGUCCGCUACAGCUCGAAGGAGGAGGUAGUGAAGGCACAGAAGUCUCUGCACAUGUGUGUGCUGGGGAACACUACUAUUCUCGCUGAGUUUGCCAGUGAAGAGGAGAUCAGUCGUUUCUUUGCACAAAGUCAGUCUCUGACCCCUUCCCCUGGCUGGCAGUCCCUCGGGUCCAGCCAGAACCGGCUGGGCUCCCUCGACUGUUCCCACCCGUUCUCCAGCCGGACUGAUCUCAGUCACUGGAAUGGUGCUGGGCUGGCGGGGACUAACUGUGGAGACCUCCAUGGCACUUCCCUCUGGGGGACCCCCCACUAUUCCACAAGCCUGUGGGGCCCUCCAAGCAGCAGUGACCCCCGAGGAAUGAGCAGCCCAUCCCCCAUCAAUGCUUUUCUUUCUGUUGACCACCUCGGUGGGGGUGGAGAAUCCAUGUGACAGGUAGAGGUAGACUCGUGACCGUGACCGCAACCUCAAGAUGCAAAGGAAAGGGGCACUAAGUUGAGCUCGCCGCCUGCAGCCAGGGCGCCUGUGGGAACAGCUCUUCUCUGCACAUUUUCCACUUUGUUUUCCCCGAAACAUAUCAGUUGAAUACUUGAAUCAUGCAGGCCAAUACUAUAAUGUGAAGGUGUCUCUCGUUACACUCCCACUGGCGCCAUACGUGCUGACCGCGUAGUGAGCUCACCUGUGCGAAUUCAUCAUGUUUAGCCUUUGGGUUCUUUUCUUUUUUUCCCCCCUAUUCCCACACCCCCACCCUUAUUUUUUUUUCCAAAACCAUUGUUUGGGCUGAUAACGUAUGAGCUUUUACCUUUGCACUGAAUGAUGUUCUCUCCGUCUAAUCGGCAAUAUGGGGGGGCAGCUGUUCCGUGUGAUGUUUACUCAAGGAUGUCCUUAAGGUGUGCGCUCUCCACUAUGCCUUGACGUCCGCUACCUUACUGUGUGUCGUGGAGUUGGAGAUCACGUUAUGAUGCUGACUUAGGACGAUAAUGAAAGUGUUGCACCCGUUUCUUCAUGUUCUAAAACUAAAGAAUUUCGCUCUGCAGUUUGAAAAACUGUGGCCACAGCUGUGACUUGCAGCCCGCCUGCACCGGGGGGCCCUGCACUUUGAAUGGGCUUUCCAUUUUCUUUUGAAGGCUCUCACGUUGACCUUCUUGUUUACAGAUUUUUUUGUUUGUUUUUUGAGAAAAAAAAAAAUGUUUACUCUUCCAUCAUUAAAAAAAAAAUUUAAAAGACAAAAAAAAAAAGAGGAGGAUUUAAAAGAUGCUUUCUAUCUCUGGGAAAGGAGCAGCAUUUGGCCAUGUUCUUGUUUUCUAUUCCUGUCCUGAAUCAGAGCGUGGUUCUCAGGAAAACCGGUCCCCAGUCAAACAAAACAAGCCCUGUAGUUCCUCAUAGGAAAAGGAACCCCCAGUUUCAGCACUGAUACUGUGUACUGCUCUGUGAAAGAAUUUUCUCUGCCAAAAAAAAGAAAAAACAAAAAAACGCUUCAAGCUGGAGUUUGACGUUCUGCUUCAGAUGCUGUCUUUUUAUUAGUGUGAUGAUGGUUUGCUAAUGAUCAGUAGGGAAUCAUUUUUGUAAUUCCAUCAAGUGGCUCUGUUUCUGCUGUCGUGACUGUGUUAUGUCUAAUGUUGUACCUUAAAGCCGAAAUCAGUAACUAUGCAUCCUGUAAGCACGGUUUUGGGCUUACAGCGUCGUUCAUUGUAGAAAGGAAAUUUUAAAUGUUGUUGCAAACUAACGAGUUACACCAUUUUUACAGUUUCUUUCUCUCCUCCCCCCUUUUUUGCCCACAAAUGGUAUUAUAAUGCUUGCUUAGUCAAAGGAGAGACUAAACAAGGGUAAAAAUUUUAACACAGAGAAUUUGCCAUCAUUUCAUUGCCUUGAUUCUAACUGUUUGUGUCCUAUGAUGCAAAAGAAGUCAGUGGCUUUUAACUGUUUACAAAUAGAAUGUGAUUGUAAAAUGUACAGUUUGGUUGUGUUUAAUUAUGAAAUUUCUUCAGAUAUAAUAAACCAUGACUUUUUGGCUGCUCAACAUCAA
Molecule: messenger RNA, 7550 nt
Organism: Myotis davidii
Lineage: Eukaryota; Metazoa; Chordata; Mammalia; Chiroptera; Vespertilionidae
Gene: TNRC6A
Product: trinucleotide repeat containing 6A
Exons: 27
Coding region: 71-5956 (1961 amino acids)
Biological process (GO): miRNA-mediated post-transcriptional gene silencing; positive regulation of nuclear-transcribed mRNA poly(A) tail shortening
Cellular component (GO): P-body; nucleoplasm
Molecular function (GO): nucleic acid binding
Source: RefSeq, a predicted model, not a curated record